Diatraea saccharalis (sugarcane borer) is the source of this 369-nucleotide messenger RNA. The record is from the annotation of a GenBank genome assembly. Lineage: Eukaryota; Metazoa; Arthropoda; Insecta; Lepidoptera; Crambidae.
AUGUUACCUCUAACAAAUAGCACCAAUGUGCUGCCGUAUAUGUUUGCACAUUUUUUGCUUGUUCUGAAUUACGAAUAUUAUAGAACGGACGGUGCUGUGGGUCGCGUUUCGACAAAUGCUGAAAAACCAACAUGUGGCACAUAUCGCGCGUCGCCACAUCAAACACCGAAACUACCUCCAGACCCACCAGAUGUGUACGAGAUAAGUCCGUAUGCGACAUUUGCCGGUGUACCUGGUGCGAUGUCAGGCGGAUCGCGCGCGUACACGCUACAACUACGUGCGCUCGCGCGUCACGACGACGACGCGGCACCCCCACACCAGCCGUGUUGUGAUGCGACGGCGCAGGCGCCGGCGACACUACUGCCCUGA